Anopheles moucheti is the source of this 1405-nucleotide messenger RNA. RefSeq lists its product as uncharacterized. The transcript has 3 exons. The coding region runs from base 71 to 1306 and encodes 411 amino acids. Lineage: Eukaryota; Metazoa; Arthropoda; Insecta; Diptera; Culicidae. The record is from RefSeq and is a predicted model, not a curated record.
GCUCUAAUAACCCCAUAAGCGAAACCUGGAAAGUUAUGUUAUUUUACGUUAUUGUAAUCAAAUUUGUAAAAUGAGCAGCCGUAAAAGUAGACUGAGUCUAACGAAAGAUCCUCACAAGGAUAAAGAUGUGAAAACACCGAAUGCGCGGCGUACAUUGGCACGCACAUCCAAGGGCAAAAUAAGCCCCGAAUCGCAAAGGAUUGAUGAAAGUUAUGAAGUGUCUCCGUCGCAGAGUAGCGACUACUCGCCCAUGGUACCAUCGACGCAGGACAAUUCUUUUCACGCCAUCAAUGGUGUGUCGUGGGAAUGGAACAGCCCGCAGCGGUUGCGAGACCAGCAACAACUAAAGACUGCCGCUGCCAACAACUACAAACACAAUCCUUCACUCAGGUCAAAAUAUUCCGAUUUACCGGACAAGGUGCUGAACAAAAAACCGACCGGAUUUAACAAAUUCAUCUCGAAGCUAAAUCUUCUAAUGGAAAAGGAGAAUCUCGUCGUAGAUCAAUUGGAUGCGGGCGUAUCUGAACAGACCCAGCAAUCCACGACAAAUCUUCUGAUGGAAAGGGAGAAUGUUGCGAAGGAUCAAUUUAACACAGCCAUAUCUGAACCAAUCCAACAUUCCGACCUUCCUGACGAAUCCUGUUUCAUCGAUGAGUUUUUCGUUGCAAGCGUUGUAGAGCAAAACUCACCAACCGCUAAAAGUGAGGACAGUGAUGAUGAUAUCUUCCAAAAACACUCCAAAAACAUUGAAACUCCCGUUAAGAAGAGUGCCCCAAUCGGUACUGAUCUUGAUGAUUCUAAACUGGACUUUUUGUUAAUUGAAGCAAGUCAAACAAUAGAGCAACGUUUAACCAAUCCACCUUCAUCUCCCCCACGGGCAGUGACGCCUUCACUGCCGCAAAUACAGCAAGAGCUUGUUCCAGGACCAAAAUCAAUCCCAUCCCGGCUUUCUAUUCCAAUUGAGAUGAAUGAUUCGGACAUGGAUGGGUUUCUGAUACAGGCAUCACUGAUGAUUGAAGAAAAGUUGAGCGAUAGUUCACAGGAUAGUUCAGCUUUGAACAGUAACGCCCAACAAACAGGGAAUCGUCCAACUUCUGGUAUUACCACCUAUGCUCAAGCUGCGGUUCCGCCAAAGGACAAACGGGACACAGUAACUGCAACUUCUACUACUAAAGGUUCAACGAGCGAGACGAUGUCACAGGAAGAACUCAAAGCACUCAUCGGGAAGAAGCGACAGGAAGCGCUACGACGAUUGCAAACGAAUCGAUUGAAAAGAGGCAUAAAAGGCACAAACUCUCACGGAUAGCAGUGGACCGAAUGAUGCAGGAUUUUUAAAAUCUGUUAUAAAUAAUGAUAUAAUAUAUAGUAUAUAAUACGUCCUUACGUCCGUAAGGAAGCGUGGACA